Molecule: messenger RNA, 529 nt
Organism: Thlaspi arvense
Lineage: Eukaryota; Viridiplantae; Streptophyta; Magnoliopsida; Brassicales; Brassicaceae
Source: the annotation of a GenBank genome assembly
CUGCGAAAACCACACAAGAGAAGAGGAGGCAAUGGCGAUCUUAUCCGGCAGCAUCUUCUCCAUGAGCAGAGCUUCAACGACGAUGGCGUCUCUAGCCAAUGACCCACCAUCUUCUCCUCUUCCGUCGAAACCUACGAAGAAACCAACGAAUGUCAGAACAGUAACCGGAAACCAAAACCAGCAAUUACGGAGGCAACGGCGAGACAAGAAGCCAUCAAUAGCUCAAAUCGAGCGAGCAUUUGGCGCUGGAUCAUAUCGUGAUUCUGAAGGGGAAAUGGAUAUGAAUACAGUAUUCGAUGAGCUUCUAUUGGGUCACGCUAAUAAAUUCGAAGGAAAACUUGAGAAAAAGCUACGAGAGAUCGGCGAAAUAUUCGUGGAUCGAACCGAGUCUAAGCUUCGUUCCUCCGGUAAACCAGUUUUGAUGUUUACAAUCCAAUGGAUUCUUCCAAUAUGGAUUUUGUCUCUGCUCGUAGCUUGUGGAGUAAUCAAACUUCCCUUUAGCCUCCCAUUACUCGAUGACUUGAUCAUG